AUGUCCGAGUCGGAUUCAAUCCACAACCCGGCUCAACUCCGCUCAUUGCGGGACCGCGUUCUCGAUAUCUUUCGGGCUGCAUCACCAAGCAACUCAGCAGUCGAGGGCACUCCAGGACCCUCAGAGCACUCGCCUCGAAAACCUGACGAUCGAACCCGCCUCCUAGAUUCCUACGACGGCCGGGAGCCCGCGUGCGGCCUGAAGGGCUCUUGCGAUCAUGGUACUUUCUCACCGCAAGUGGAGCGAGAGGAUACUCCGCAAUGGGAUGGAAGCUCCAUGCAGCAAGUCGACGGGUUGAGGUUUGGCGAUGGCCACCAUAGUCGGCAGCGUAGCGGAGAAUCAGGCUAUGUACAAGGCCCGGAGAAUAUGCGUUCCAUGGAGUCUUCAUCGGUCCUUUCGGUAUCGAAUCGCAAGUCGCAGUAUAUAUCGUACUACAUCCCGUUUCUCAAUUGGAUCACUCAAUAUCGCUGGUCUUGGCUCCGGGGCGAUUUGAUUGCUGCGACAACCGUUGCAUCGAUUUACAUUCCCAUGGCAUUGUCUUUGUCCUCGAACCUUGCGCACGCGCCUCCGAUUAACGGCCUGUAUUCCUUCGUGAUCAACCCGUUCAUUUAUGCCAUACUGGGAAGCAGUCCCCUGCUAGUAGUGGGACCCGAGGCCGCGGGGUCAUUGUUGACCGGAACAAUCGUCAAAUCCAGCGUCAAACAAGGCAAUUCAAAGGAAGACGAUGAUAUUGCAAAUGCUAUGGUGGUCGGGGUAGCCACUGCCAUGGCUGGGGCUAUGAUACUUGUUGCUGGAUUGACCCGGUUAGGGUUCUUGGACAAUGUCCUAAGCCGCCCUUUCUUACGAGGUUUCAUCACUGCCAUUGGGUUUGUUAUAUUCGUGGAUCAACUCAUCCCGGAACUUGGACUCGCGCACGUGGCGAAAGAUGUGGGCGUAAGCCACGGGACCACCGUCGAGAAGCUGGUCUUCUUGGUAGGGAAUGUCGGAUCUUGCCAUACCCUGACGGCUGCAGUAGCUUUUGGUAGCUUCGCCGUCAUAAUGUUGUUCCGGACGCUCAAAAAGUGGCUCGAACCGAGAUACCCCCAGGUGGUCUACUUCCCGGACCGUGUGCUUGUCGUCAUCCUCUCAGCCAUCCUGACAUGGCGCCUUGGUUGGGAUAAGAAAGGGCUUGAGAUCUUGGGCGCAACCAAAAAUUCAGGAAGCGGCGUUUUUGCGUUCAAAUGGCCUUUCCAGUUCAGCCACAUGAAGCACAUGCGUACUGCAAUGAGCACCUCCUUCAUCAUUGCACUCCUUGGUUUCUUCGAAUCCUCCGUUGCUGCAAAGGGGCUCAAUAACAUGGGUCGGGACGGUGUACAGGGGAUGGCCGUCAGUGCCAACAGGGAGAUGGUCGCCCUGGGAGUUGCCAAUGUUGUUGGCGGAUGCUUCAUGGCCCUACCUGCGUUCGGUGGGUACGGUCGAAGCAAAGUCAACGCAUCCACCGGCGCUCGGUCGCCCAUGAGUUGUAUCUUUUUGAGCAUUAUCACGCUCAUUUGCAUCCUGGUACUCUUACCAUAUCUGUACUAUCUCCCGAAAGCUGUCCUCUGUUCUAUGAUAUCCGUGGUCGCCUUCAGUUUAAUAGAAGAGUGUCCACAUGAUCUGGCAUUUUUCAUUCGCCUGCGCGGAUGGACGGAGCUAGCACUGAUGAUUCUCAUUUUUGUUUCGACUAUCUUUUACUCGCUGGAGUUGGGAAUCGCGUUGGGAAUCGGGCUAUCUAUUCUGAUACUCAUUCGCCACUCCACCCAGCCACGGAUUCAGAUUCUGGGGAAAGUCGCUGGAACAUCCGACCGGUUCGACAACGCCGAACUUCAUCCCGAAAACGUGGAGCUGGUUGACGGCGCACUCAUCGUCAAGAUUCCCGAGCCGCUGACCUUCGCGAACACAGGCGACCUGAAGAACCGCCUUCGCCGACUGGAGCUGUAUGGGACUAACCGAGCGCAUCCCUCUCUGCCCCGCACACGACCGCCAGAGCACAACAAGAACAUCAUCUUCGACGUGCACGGUGUCACCAGCAUCGACGGCUCUGGCACACAGGUCUUGUACGAGAUUGUCGACGGGUAUGCGGCGCAGGGCGUGAGGGUGUUUUUCUGCCGGCUGCCUACUCGCAAUGUCUUCCGCAUGUUCGAAAGAAGCGGGAUCGUCGACCGGUGCGGAGGAAUGUCGCAUUUUGUCCACCGUGUCGACGAGGCGCUGAGACUUGCCGAAUCGGAAUCGGAAACCCAGACACUGGAAGCGUGA
Molecule: messenger RNA, 2274 nt
Organism: Aspergillus terreus NIH2624
Lineage: Eukaryota; Fungi; Ascomycota; Eurotiomycetes; Eurotiales; Aspergillaceae
Product: SulP family inorganic anion transporter
Exons: 4
Coding region: 1-2274 (757 amino acids)
Biological process (GO): transmembrane transport
Cellular component (GO): membrane
Molecular function (GO): sulfate transmembrane transporter activity
Source: RefSeq, a predicted model, not a curated record